Molecule: messenger RNA, 1109 nt
Organism: Psammomys obesus (fat sand rat)
Lineage: Eukaryota; Metazoa; Chordata; Mammalia; Rodentia; Muridae
Gene: Nudcd2
Product: NudC domain containing 2
Exons: 4
Coding region: 318-791 (157 amino acids)
Biological process (GO): protein folding
Cellular component (GO): cytoplasm
Source: RefSeq, a predicted model, not a curated record
AGCGCACUGCACGGUGGCCCGUCUUAGCGUUCUUAUUUUGGCGUCACACAGGUUAAAGGGUCCAGGGCUUCUGCCUCCUUUGUCCCGGCGUCACCGUUCUCGGGGUGUCCACAUCUCUGGGCUUCGGUUCUCUCACACCAGGUCUCGCGACUGUCUUGAAUGGCUUCUGAAAGGGAACACUGGGCACACUCCUACACGCCGGUUUGGACUCUUGCGCAUGUGCAGUGACCCCCCCAAGGCGCCGAGGGCAAAGCCGGAGUCGCAUCCUCCCGGUGCCGAGCUCUGGCGGAGGGCUGUCCCUGUGCGGCUUCUGGAGGAUGUCUGCCCCGUUUGAGGAGCGUAGUGGGGUAGUUCCCUGCGGGACGCCGUGGGGACAGUGGUACCAGACUCUGGAGGAGGUGUUCAUUGAAGUCCAGGUGCCCCCGGGCACUCGCGCGCAGGACAUCCAGUGCGGCCUGCAGAGCCGGCACGUUGCUCUGUCCGUGGGUGGCCGCGAGAUCCUCAAGGGGAAAUUGUUUGAUUCUACAAUCGCUGAUGAAGGAACCUGGACUUUGGAGGAUAGAAAAAUGGUCCGCAUUGUCCUGACAAAGACCAAGAGAGAUGCUGCAAACUGUUGGACUUCUCUUCUGGAAUCUGAAUAUGCAGCUGACCCCUGGGUACAAGAUCAAAUGCAGAGGAAGCUCACCUUAGAGCGAUUUCAGAAAGAAAAUCCUGGUUUUGACUUUAGUGGAGCAGAAAUUUCAGGGAACUACACAAAGGGUGGACCAGACUUCUCAAACCUUGAGAAAUGACUGCUGUUCUUUAGUUGCUCUGUCUUGUGGAUCACAGCAGACAUGGAGGAUGAAAAAUACGGAUAUCUACAGUUAACAGAUUGCAAAGUGUAUUUCAGUAUGGUUGUAAACAAUUACAUUCAGAUAAGAUUUACAUAGGAGAAACAGCGGAUGUCCUGUGGAUAGAUGGUAACUUUUAUUGCUCUGCAUUAAGUUUUAUAUGCUACAUUUGACUAAUUUCAUAUUUAAUUGUAUUUUUACUACAAAAACAUUGGAGUAUAAAUCAUGUGAAAUGAAAAGGUGCCUUCAUGAAAAAAAAUAAAUUUUUUUUCUUGGUGU